This is a messenger RNA of Podospora bellae-mahoneyi, 1555 nucleotides long. RefSeq lists its product as uncharacterized. The coding region runs from base 19 to 1485 and encodes 488 amino acids. NCBI's taxonomy places the organism in Eukaryota, Fungi, Ascomycota, Sordariomycetes, Sordariales, Podosporaceae. The transcript has 6 exons. The record is from RefSeq and is a predicted model, not a curated record.
CUACCCCUGACAUCCAUCAUGGCGGCAGCACCAUGUUUCCCGGCGACACUGACGCCCUUGCCAGCUCCAACAACAGAUCGAACCGACAUUUCCCCCCUGAGAGCCAUGCUUCGACGGCAAUAUGACAAUAAGACCAUGACCGCCACUUCCGGGGCGGCGACCACCGCCAUGACAAUAGCAAUUACCACAGACGAUAACCAUUCUUGCACUAGCUUCAAUGGCUUCUCUACCUGCAGCUCAGCAGGUGAUUACGGGGCUUGUUUUGCCAGCUCCUCCACAGAUCACUGUAACUGCAAUAACGGUAUACAGUAUCUUGAGUGCGUCUCCGUUGCCCUUGCUACGUCCAGCUGUUGGGGAGCGGUAGGCGGUGAGCCUAACUGGGAGGCCUAUGAACAGUCCUGGUUCCAGACUGCGUGCCCAACACCUCUCAGCAGUGUGAUGGCACAGCUACCUCAGCCUUCAACAGUUCAACUCGAACUAAGCCCCGCCUCAACCAUAAUUCCCCUUGGACCCAUUACUGCUCCCCCACUCCCUGUAGCCCCAAGCAUCAUCCCAGGCGAAGGGGCACCCUUGCUCAAAGGCGACUGCACCGCGACUUCGUUCUCCAUGAUACAAGGUGAUGACAAGGUGUUUUAUGUUCCUUUUCGGCUGCGACAACUCGAGACCGGAGUGUUGUCCAUUCAGUUCGCCGUUGCUGAUGGCAGCAAACAACAAGCGAACCGUAUGGCGGCCGUUCCCGGGCAGUUUCCACAACCUCAGUCAGGAGACACUGCGAAAUUGGUGAAAUGUCCUAUGGACUAUUACAGCGUUCCUGGAGGAUUAUGUUGCCCAAACGGUUACUUCAAGUUCACAUCUACCUUGGCCAGUGCAACCCCUUUUUUCAGCUCCUUAAUUGAAAAGGCCUCCCCGCCUGUGAUAACGGCAGGUGACGUGAAGAAUCCCGCCAACUCUGAUUUGCCGACAACGGCAAUCUUAAAUGCGGUCUGGGCGAUGGGGUAUAGCCUUGGGGUGUCACAGGCAGGAGUCUCCAAUGGCUUGUCGCCAGGCGCCGAAGCAAGGAUUGGGGUUGGAGUUGGGAUGUUAGUCCUACUUGGAGCCUUGGUUGCGUUUGCACUGGUGAGUCAUAAAAAGAAGAAAAGGGAGGCUCAAAGUUUUAUUGGUUCAACUGUGGCACCAGGUGGAGGAGGGAUGGCAUACCAGUCUGGGUAUCAUGCUCCACCGGGCAGUCCGCCACCUGCCUCAACUGCUUCACCAGCAGGAAGUCCAGCCGCCAAGUACGCAGAGAUAGUAUCAUCACAAUACGCCCCCAGUGCUGAGCAGGAGGAUGGCAAGAGCAACGACCUCUUUAUCCGUCUCAGCCUGCGUAUGGGCAUGGGUGGCAACAACUUCCAGUUUAUGAUGGGCACACACAUCAAUGGGAAUGGCAACGUGAACAACACCAGCAACAAGGGCAGACUUAUGAACCAUAUCGUCGAUACCAACUAGAAUGACACUGUUUGUCAGUUCCUUGGCGCUUUGAGCACCAUGGUCUCGUAUAUGAAAGCCCAGACGGACG